CAACAAGUCGGCAGCUCGAUGGCUGCAGUUGUGCCUCCACUCGACUUCCAAUUGGAAUAGCUCUUCAGUGGCAUAGCAAUCGAGAUUCUCAAACACCUACGACAUUAAAAACUAAAAAAAAAAAUAAGGAAAAAGAACUUUCAGUUUAUUUUCAUUCAGAUGUGCUAUUAAACGUGCGAGUGCCAAACUAUUUGUGCCUGCCGGUGGUUGGACAAGUGCAAGUGCUUUUCUUCCCAAGAAGCAGUUCUUAGUUUGUAGCAGGUUGAAAAGCACAAAAUGAAAUCAAAGUACGAGAACAUGAAGAUCAUCUACAAUCGGAGCAAAAUCGGCUGGUACUGGGCACCCUUGUUCGUGUCCUUCUGGUUCGUGCUCUUCUAUGUGGUGGUCAUACCCGCCUUCCACCGCAUGCCUCCGCUCAAGACCCAGGAGGAUGAGCUUCAGCAGCCGGGCCAGUUCAUCGGGGAGCGGGCGGAGAACACCCUACUGCGGCUAUCCAAGAUCGGACCCAAGGUGGUGGGCAGUCCAACCAACGAACAGGUGGCCGUCCAGUUCCUGCUGAAUGAAAUCUCUGACAUAAUGGAGGAGUCUCGCGGGGACUUGUAUGACAUUGAAAAGGAUGUGCAGAUAGCCUCUGGCAACUACCUCCUCUGGUCCAUGGUGAAUGUCUACCAGAGUAUCCAGAAUGUGGUGGUCAAGCUGUCGCCGAAAAACGCCACCAGCGAGGCAGCUCUCCUAGUCAACAGUCACUUUGAUUCCGUUCCGGGCAGCUCAGGAGCAGGUGAUGCCGGCAUGAUGUGUGUCAUAAUGUUGGAGGUACUCCGGGUGAUCGCCAAGAACGAGACGCCGCUAACCUACUCGGUGGUGUUCCUUUUUAAUGGAGCCGAAGAGAAUCCUCUACAGGGCAGCCAUGCCUUCAUUACCCAACACCCUUGGGCCAAAAAUGUGAAAGCUGUCAUAAAUCUGGACUCAGCUGGCAGUGGAGGACGUGAAAUUCUCUUUCAAUCUGGACCCGAUAACCCCUGGCUUAUGAAGUAUUAUGGAAAGAACAUAGUUCAUCCGUUUGCCUCCACUAUCGGAGAGGAAUUGUUCCAGAAUGGCUUUGUUCCCUCGGAGACCGAUUAUCGCGUGUUUCGUGACUUUGGCGAAAUACCAGGUCUCGAUAUGGCGCAAACUUUGAAUGGCUAUGUUUAUCACACAAAAUACGAUAGGUUUAAUCUCAUCCCGCGACGAACCUACCAACUAACUGGCGAGAAUAUCUUGGCUCUGGUCAAGGCUUUGGCGAAUGCCGAGGAACUGGAGAAUCCUUCGGAUCAUGCCGAGGGUCAUAUGAUAUUCUUUGAUGUUCUGGGGUGGUUCUUUGUCUAUUAUCCUGAGAGCACUGGCGUCAUCAUAAAUAUAUCCGUGUGUGUCCUGGUUUGCAUCACCAUUGUGGGCUACAUUUGGAUCAUGUCCAGUAGCACGGGCAUGUUCCGGCGUCGCAUUUGGGCCAAGUUUGGAAUUCUGGCGGCCCUUCAAGUGACAGGUGUGGCCCUGGGCAUUGGUCUGGUCAUGUCGAUUGCCUUGUUCUUGGAUGCCGUAAAUCUUCCCAUGUCUUGGUUCGCCCAGAACUGGAUGCUGUUUGGCUUAUACUUUUGUCCCAUGAUUUUUGGAAUGGGCAUUGUACCAGCUAUUUAUUUCAGUAGGACUAAGGAGCAUGGUCUUCCCUUAGGCUAUGGCAUACAGUUGCUAAUGCACUCGCACUGCUUGAUUCUGACCAUAAUCACUAUUGUGAUGGUCAGCUACGGUAUACGAUCGGCUUUUAUUUUAAUGCUUUGCAUUAGUUUUUAUACUCUCUCCGUAUUGAUCAACAUGGCCACUAAAGCUCACAAGACAAACUUCCUCUGGCUCAUUCCGCAUUGCAUUUGCCAGAUCCUGCCUUUUAUGUUCUACACCUACUGUUGUUAUGCCUUUUAUGUGGUCUUUGUGCCAAUGCAGGGACGAGAAUGCAAUACCAAUCCCGAGAUCCUCAUGGGUUUCUUCACGGCUCUGAUGGUUCUGUUGUUUGCGCCCUUCCUAGUGCCUUUGUUCUGCCUGUUCCGCAAAUCGAAGACAAUUAUUUCGUUGUUUGGAAUUUGUACAAUAGUGUUUAUUAUUUUGGCCGCCACACCAGUGGGCUUCCCAUAUGCCGAAAAGACAGCAGCACAACGAUUCUAUGCAGUGCACACGUCCCGUACCUUCCGGGAUGGUGACCCAUCAAGCACGGUUGCCCAUACGGACUCCGGUUACUUUGUUCUUCCUGUUGAUCGACGUCCUCAUACAGUGGACGAUAUCCUAUUCGAGGCAACCAACUACACCAAGUCGGAGCGCAUGUCCUGCGACUCUGAGAUUAUGUGUGGCUAUCCUAUUUAUAGUUCCAGAUGGCUCAAUGCAGUAGAUAAUAGCUACUUUGUGCCUGGUCCAGAACCCAAUAAGGGAUAUAUUCCAACACUACAAAUUUUGGACAAGUCAAGCAAAUCUGCCACCCACAUAAAGUUCAAUUUGGAAAUCUCUGGACCUGACCACAUCAGCAUGUUUAUACAGCCGCUAAAUGGCAGUAGACUAGUAGACUGGUCUUUCACCAGAAAACCUUUGGAUGAAAAUGUGAAGCCUCCAUAUUAUGUUUACUGGUCGUAUGCUUUGGAUCCCACGCCUUUGCAGUUUAGUCUGGAGUUCGAGCACGACGAUCCUGAUUGGUCAGGAAACACUUUUAAAGUGGCUCUGAUGGGUCACCGAAUCCACGAUGAUAUGUACGUAACGGAUGACUUCCGGCAGUUCCUGGCCACAUUUCCGCCCUGGGCGCACGUCAGCUCCUGGCUUGGUUCCUACAACAGUUGGCAGCUCUAGAUCUAGGCCGAAAGUCAAGCCACUUACUCAACUCCAACCCAUUGUUGCCAUGACACCUCAGCUACUGUUAUCUUUGGUAUUAAACUACAUUAUUUCGACGACUACCCCUAAUCCAACGAACAAAGUGUCAGUUCCCAUGUCACAUCUUAGCUUGUAAUUCUGAUUAAGACCAGUGUAGUUACUACUUUGUAAUUUGUAAUAAAAUAUUAUAUUUAUUUAUUAAGAUCAAA
Messenger RNA from Drosophila bipectinata, 3092 nucleotides. Its product is annotated as endoplasmic reticulum metallopeptidase 1. Lineage: Eukaryota; Metazoa; Arthropoda; Insecta; Diptera; Drosophilidae. Gene Ontology annotation, molecular function: metalloexopeptidase activity. The record is from RefSeq and is a predicted model, not a curated record. Gene Ontology annotation, biological process: proteolysis.